AUGAUUCAAUGCAGUAAUGGUAGAAAUGAUAUGGAUGGCCAAUCACUUGAGCAGCACUAUCAGUCAGCAUUAACACAAGGGGACAUCUCACCAAAGUGUCUCAAAGGGGGAGGAAGAGGCAAAAAGAAGCAACAAAGAGACUCUAGUGUUCCACCUGGAACUGGUAUACAAACUAGAAGGGCACUGAGGAUUUUGGAGCCUUUUCAAGAUCCUGAUAAAAUGGAAGAUUAUAGAAUAAGACUGAAUAUGCAUACUGCUGCUGCAAAUAUAUCUGGCAAGAUCUGGAUCUUUGUGGAUGAGAUGUUUGAGAUGGAAAUAAUUCAUGAUCACAUGCAGCACAUUACUAUAAAGCUCAAAGCUCAAGGAAUGCAGGAAGCUUUACUCAUCACUGUGGUAUAUGCAAAAUGUACCCAAGUGGAGAGGAGGGUUCUGUGGGAAAGCUUAGAAGACAUUGCAGAAAAUUGUAACAGUCCCUGGAUGAUAGGAGGGGAUUUCAAUGUAAUUACUUCAGAGGAGGAAAAAUAUGGAGGACUUUCCGUCAGAAAUCAGUUUUUACAAACUGUUUACCCUAAUAUAGAUAUCCAACAUCUGGUUAGAUCAGGGUCUGACCAUGCUUCUAUGCUUAUUUCAUAUGCUGGAAAUUCUGAACCUUUUAGAAAACCUUUUAAGUUUCUAAAUUUCUGGGUGAAGCAUCAUACUUUUUUGGAUAUAGUGAAAGAGAACUGGGAUGUAGAUUUCAUGGCUAACCCUUUUUCAUUAUUCCAUUUUAAGUUAAAGAAGAUUAAAGCUGCUUUGGUGAUUUGGAGCAAAAACACUUUUGGGAACAUAUUUCAGCAGAUAGAGUCUCUGGAGGAUAUUAUAAAGGCACAAGAAGUCCAGUUUGAGUUGCACCCAUCUCCUCAGAAUAGGGAGAAUUUACACAAGGUACAGGCUGAACUAAAUAGAUAUUUACACCUUAAGGAGGCUUUCUGGAAACAGAAAGUAGGGAUGCAAUGGUUUGAUGAUGGGGACAGCAAUACCAAGUUCUUUCAUACUUAUGUGCAAGGUAGAAGGAAAAGAUUACAAAUAAGGAGGAUACAGGGGCAGAAUGGGGUAUGGUUAGAAGAAAGAGAAGAAGUUGUAAAUGAAGCCAUUAGUUUCUUCCAAGAUCAAUUUGCAAAGGAACCAGAUCCUUCUAAUUUUGGCAUUCUAGACCAUGUACCCAGAAUGGUCACAGAGGAGCAGAAUGACAGAAUCACAGUCCUGCCAAAUAAGGAAGAAGUUAAGGAGAUAGUGUUUAAACUUAAUGGUGAAAGUGCUGCUGGUCCAGAUGGUUUUACAGGAUUAUUCUAUCAAUUCUGUUGGGAUAUAAUUGGGGAGGAUGUAACUAACAUGGUGAAAAGUUUUUUUUGUGGUACAGAAUUACCAAGAUUUGUGACUCACACAAACUUGGUCCUCUUACCAAAAAAGGACUUGGUGAAUACUUUCUCAGAUAUGAGACCUAUAAGUUUGAGUAACUUUAGUAACAAGAUCUUUUCUAGAUUAAUCCAUGAAAGGUUGGCAGAUGGGCUUCAAGGAAUGAUUUCUCUAAAUCAGGCUGGUUUUGUUAAAGGGAGGAGUAUAGUGGAAAAUGUGUUGCUAACACAGGAAAUUGUGUCAGAUAUAAGGCUGAGGACCAAAACUGCAAAUGUGGUACUUAAAUUGGACAUGGCUAAGGCAUAUGAUAGGGUCUCUUGGUUAUUUCUGACAAAAGUCAUGAGACAGAUGGGAUACUCACACAUGGUUGUGGACAUGAUUUUCAGAAUAGUCAGUAAUAACUGGUAUUCCAUCCUACUAAAUGGGCAACAACAUGGUUUCUUUCAAUCAUCUAGGGGGGUUAAACAAGGAGACCCCUUAUCCCCCACUUUGUUUAUCUUGGCUGCAGAAGUUCUUUCAAGAAAUCUAAAUCAGUUGCAUCAGAUACCACAUUUCAAAGGAUAUGGGCUUCCUAAAUGGAGUCCUAAGAUCAAUCAUCUGGCAUAUGCAGAUGACAUGAUCAUUUUUGCCUCUGCUGAUAUCAUAUCCUUACAGAAAAUCAUGGAAGUUUUGAAAAGAUAUGAAGAAACAUCAGGUCAGAAGGUAAACAGGGAUAAAAACUCUGUGUACAUGCACCAUAAUGUCACAGGUGAUAUAAAAGCAAUUGUUGAGGUGAUAAUAGGAAUUGGAAGAAAGGAUUUCCCAUUCACAUAUCUUGGUUGUCCUAUUUUCUAUAGUAGGAGGAAAAAGGAUUACUAUAAUUCUAUUCUGGUAAAAAUAAUGCAAAGGUUGCAAUCUUGGAAAGGAAAAAUGUUAUCCUUUGGUGGAAGAGCUGUUUUAAUAAAACAUGUGUUACAAGGUAUGCCCAUACAUCUUUUAUCUGCUUUGAACCCCCCAGAUUGUGUAAUUACACAAAUGCACAAGCUUUUUGCACAGUUUUUCUGGAAUAACACAAGUGGAGGUAAAAGUAGACAUUGGUCAGCAUGGCAUAAGUUGUGUAUAGCAGAAAAGGAGGGGGGACUGGGUUUUAGAUCACUUCAUGAUGUAUCCAUGGCUUUAUAUUGCAAAAUAUGGUGGAAGUUUAGAACUUCACCAUCCUUGUGGAGUGUUUAUCUCAACAAUAAAUACUGUAAAAAAGAAAAUGCAGUUGUGGUACAAUGGAAGUAUGGGUCACAAAAUUGGAAGAAUAUGCUUCAAGCUAGGGACUUGAUAGAACAACACAUUUGGUGGCAAACCAAAAUGGGCAAUGCUUUGUUUUGGUAUGAUAAUUGGACAGGAUUAGGGGCUUUAUACUAUGUCACAACAGGGGACACAUAUGAUGACAGAAUUCAAAAUGUUUCAGAAAUGGUGAUUGAUGGGAAUUGGGAUGUGGCAAGAUUGGAACUAAUAUUACCUGGAGAUGUAGUACAACACAUAAGGGAUACUAUUACACCAACUGUGAUGACUGAGGAGAAGGAUAUUCAUUGGUGGCUUCUGGAUAGCAAAGGGGAUUUUACAGUUAAAUCAGCCUGGGACUAUUUGAGAUUGAGAGGACAGGAGAAUGAGAUUUAUAAAUACAUGUGGAUAAAAGGACUACCAUUUAAGAUCUCCUUUUUCAUGUGGAGAUGCUGGAAAUUUAAGGUUCCAUUGGAUGAUGUGUUGAAAAGAAUGAAUAUUAAUCUAGCAUCUAGAUGUUGGUGUUGUUCAAAUCCUAAGGAGGAAACAAUUCAACAUCUUUUUGCUAGGUCUUUUUCUGCUAACAGGACUUGGUCCUUUUUUUCCUCUCUUGCAGGCAUUAAUAUUGAAGGACUUCAACUACAACAAAUCAUAGUUAAAUGGUGGCAACAACCUGUUAAUAAUAGGUUGAAACCAGUGUUUUAUGCUAUGCCAGCUAUAGUUCUAUGGGAGCUAUGGAAGAGAAGAAAUGCAUAUAAACAUGGAGAGAGGAAAUCAGUUGGAAGAUGCAUAUAUCAGAUCUAUGUUACAAUUCAGAACUUGGUUAGAUUCAGAAAUCCUUCAAUACAACAAAUUCCUCACAGUUGGAAGGACAUGUUACAGCUUUUGGAAGGAUACAUAACACAGGUGAAAUACAAGAAAGUGAUUUGGAAACCCCCUCUUAGGGGUUGGAUUAUGUGCAACACUGAUGGUGCAUCAAGAGGUAACCAUGGGAGAGGGUCUUUUGGUUUUUGUGUAAGAAAUGAGGAGGGCAAUUUAAUAUUUGCCAGAGCAGCAGAGAUAGGACAUGUUACUAAUAAUGAAGCAGAAAUAGUGGCAAUCUUGGAAGCUAUCAGGUGGUGCAACAACAAUCAGUUCAAUAGAAUCAUAAUACAAUCUGACUCACAAUUUGUUCAAAAGAUUCUAAAAGAAGGCUGGAAACCACCCUGGAGUUUAGCAAAUUGGGUUGAUGAAAUUAAAAGUAUGGGAGAGGGGAAACAGGUAACAUAUACUCACAUUUUACACGAAGGAAAUCAAUUAGCUGAUGCAUUAGCUAACAGAGCAUUAGACAAAGGAACAACAGUAUAUGAACAUUUCAAUGAGAUGGAAGUGGAGCUAAGAAAGAUUCUAAACAGCGAUAAAUCCCAAGUUCCAUACUUAAGAGUGCAGAUCAAGUAA
Messenger RNA from Lycium barbarum (goji berry), 4086 nucleotides. RefSeq lists its product as uncharacterized. The record is from RefSeq and is a predicted model, not a curated record. The transcript has 3 exons. Gene Ontology annotation, molecular function: nucleic acid binding; RNA-DNA hybrid ribonuclease activity. Lineage: Eukaryota; Viridiplantae; Streptophyta; Magnoliopsida; Solanales; Solanaceae. Bases 1 to 4086 code for a protein of 1361 amino acids.